CGACUAUCACUUCCGUGUUGGCGUGUCUCGACGUCACGCGGAAUGUGAAGCAGGAAACACGGAUGUGUUGCGCUUAAUCUGCAUCUACAGCCGUGUUCCGAUCCAUAUGUUGAAGCCAAACCCCCUUCCGAGCUGAUCUGAUCCAGACGCGGAGCAUCCGUUGAACAGUACCGAGUGGAGGAAUGCCUGCCGGUGUGUGUGGGUGUUGUGGUCCUCUGCGGCCGCGCUACAAACGCCUAGUUGACAACAUUUUCCCCGAGGACCCCAAGGAUGGACUGGUUAAAUCUGACAUGGAAAAGUUGACGUUUUAUGCGGUUUCGGCACCUGAGAAGCUGGACCGCAUCGGAGCAUACUUGGCCGAGCGGCUCACCAGAGAUGUGGUACGACAUCGCUAUGGGUAUGUGGUAAUAGCGAUGGAAGCUUUGGAUCAGUUGUUGAUGGCCUGUCAUUCCCAGAGUAUCAAGCCAUUUGUGGAGAGCUUCUUACACAUGGUAGCCAAACUGCUGGAGUCCCGAGAACCAGAUUUACAAGUGCUGGGCACAAACUCAUUUGUGAAGUUUGCGAAUAUUGAGGAGGAUACGCCAUCUUACCAUCGCAGAUAUGACUUUUUCGUCUCGCAGUUCAGUGCAAUGUGUCAUUCUACACAUGAGGACCCUGAGACCCGCAGCAGGAUCCGUGUAGCAGGCAUUAAGGGUCUCCAGGGUGUUGUCAGAAAGACUGUGAAUGAUGAACUCCAGGCAAUCAUCUGGGAGCCUCAGCACAUGGAUAAACUCAUCCCUUCCAUGCUGUUCAACAUGCAAGAUAAUGAGGACUCUGAGAGGGCUGGAGAGGAGAAUCCGGCUUCUUUGGCGGAGAGCUGCUUUCGAGAGUUGCUGGGUCGUGCUGCUUAUGGCAACAUGAACAAUGCAGUGCGUCCUGUAUUGGUGCAUUUAGACAACCAUCGUCUGUGGGACCCGAAUGACUUUGCAGUUUCCUGUUUCAGGAUAAUCAUGUACUCAAUACAGGCGCAGCAUUCUCACCAUGUGAUCCAGCAAGUGUUGUCUCACCUUGACACCCACAGUAAGAACACGCCACGUGUAAGAGCAGGUAUCGUUCAGGUGCUGCUCGAGACAGUUGCCAUUGCUGCCAAGGGCUCCAUCGGUCCCACAGUGCUGGAGGUGUUUAACACCCUGCUGAAGCAUCUGCGAAUGAGUGUGGAUUUUGAGCUGGGCGACGGGUCCCGCAGGAACUCCACCAGCAGCCUCUCCUCCGUCCGCACUAAAGAGAGCGAGGAACGCAUUGUCCAGAAUGCCAUCAUCCAAACCAUCGGUUUUUUUGGAGGAAAUCUUCCUGAUUACCAGAGAGCAGAAGUGAUGAUGUUCAUUAUGGGAAAAGUUCCAGUUUACGGGACGCCAUGCCACACGCUGGACACUGUCAAGAUUGGGCAUCAGGGCACUAAGAGAAUCCAGGCGAUGCUGCUCAGUUCUCUUAUUAUGGUUACAUCAGGGUUUAAGUGUAAAACGAUGGGCGCUGGCCUCCCCGCAGCGUUUUUGGAGCCGCUCUGCUCCAUCUCUCUGAUGGAAGACGGUGAACUCCGGCAACUCGUCCUGGAGAUUCUGCACAACAUCAUCGAUCGCCAUGACAACAGAGCCAAACUCAGAGGGAUCCGAAUUAUUCCUAACGUAGCAGCUCUGAAAUUCAAGAGAGAAAAAAUCUGCAAAGAAGAUGUGGUCUUCAUGAAAAAGCAUGGACAGCAGUUAUACAGGCACAUUUAUCUGGGCUGUAAGGAGGAAGAUAACCUGCAGAAGAACUUUGAGCUUCUCUUCACAGCGCUGGCUCUCAUCACCAUUGAACUAGCCAAUGAAGAGGUGGUGAUUGACAUGAUGCGUCUGUCCAUCGCCCUGCAGGAUAUGGCCCUGGCCAAUGAGGAGAAUAUGCCCAUGUUUAUUCGCUGUGGCAUCAUGGCGUUGGUCGCCGCAUACCUCAACUUCCUCAGUCAGAUGAUCGCAAAUCCUCCUUUCUGCCAACAUGUCAGCAAGGUGAUUGAGCUGAGAAGUUUGGAUGCUCCGUAUCUCCUGCCGGAACACAUCUUCAGGGAAAAGUGUGUGCUUCCAGACUCUUUGGAUAGGGAAGACAACGCUCUGUAUUUUCAGACGGCUGAUCUGGCGGAAGCGAUGACUGUACCUGGAUAUAAUGUAGAGCGACUGUCCAUACCGUACAUACCACAGGUUACAGAUGAAGACCGGAUGCCCCGUAGGAAGAGCUUUGUCGACACUAUUUCUCUCCAAGUGGACAUCCUUUCCAACAGCUUGCCUGAUCAGUCUCAGCUCGCGGAGGAGAUUACUUUUGAGACCCUGAAGAAGGCAAUUGAUACCACUGGUCUGGAGGAGCAGGAGAGGGAGAGGAGACGACAGGUGAUGGAGAAGUUCCAGAAAGCUCCGUUUGAGGAGAUCGCCGCUCACUGCGAGUCCAAGGCCAACAUGCUGCAUGAUCGCUUGGCUCAGAUAUUCGAACUCACCAUUCGCCCUCCUCCGAGCCCCUCGGGCACCGUGACGGUGACGUCAGGCCAUGCCCAGUACCAGUCUGUGCCAGUCUAUGAAAUGAAGUUUCCUGACCUCUGCGUAUACUGAACCAUGACCUUUCACCUCUAUCACACAGACUCACAUUUGACUUCUUUGGUCCUGUGAACUUUCACUUACCUGAGCCACUCAUUUUAAUCACUUUAAACUUGACAUGCAUUCAAUCCAGCAGAAAAGAAAAGCUGUGCGAACCGGGCAGGCACUUUACAGGCCUCCAUUCUGCACCAAUCAGCACGCAGAGCUUCACAACCAGCUGUCCAAUCAUAUACCAGCUCUGUAAAAUCGUGCGCUUUUCAGUUUGAUUCUUGCACUAAACGGCAGCUCAAAGAAUCAAACUGACUUUGAACUCUUCUGUAUUGAUUCAUAGGAGUCAUUUAGAAAUGACUCUGGUUGCAUUAAGGGAAAUUAAGUGCUAGCAUUAGCUUAAGUGCUUGUUUACUGUCAUCAAAAGGAGAGUUCACCUAAAAAUAGAACAUUUGCUGUUAAUUUACUCAUCCAUCCAGUAUAUACGUGACUUUUUCUCUUCUAAAGAACAUUAAAGAAGUUUUUUGCUGAACUUGUGGGACAUAUUUAAUGUAAGUUAAUGGACAUCAGCACUUUUAGAGUAAACAAAGUAUACAGGCUACACAAACUUGUUUUAUAGGUUGCAAAUCUUAAAUUAAAUGUUAUAAUAAUAAUAAUAAUAAUGUAAUAAUGUUCAGUUCUUUUUACACAGAUUGAUCAUUCUCCUUCAUAAGACCACAGUUUAUAAUCGGCGUCCAUUAGUAUUAGUUUAGCUUUUCCUGUAUACAUUUUAGCUUUUAACUCUCAAAAUCCAUUGACUUGCAUUAUAUCAAUGCACCACACUUCUUAAAUGUUACUAGAUACAUAAGUCAUGUAAAUCUUUGAAAGCCUAAAAGUGAGUAAAUUAACAGCAGAUUUAGAUUGCGUGUACCUUUAGCUCAUUUCUUUAGCACAUCAUCAUCAGCAGAGAGAUUUAAACCUACUCUAGAUUCCUGCUCUCUUAAAUCUCUCCUAUAUAAAUGACGAUAUAUAUAGUGUAUAGGUAUAGUGUACACAAGUAUAGUAUUUUUGACAAAACACAUAUACUUUUAGAUGAACUGAUAGUUGCAGAGUGCUAUUCGUGUUCUGUUUUGCAUGGCUUAGCCAAAAUGUGCGUGCGUUUAGGCCUUUAUUAAUCUACAGUUAGCCUUUAACUUCGAUGUCGUGGAUGUCAAUUGGGCUUUCGUUCACCCAGAGUUCUUAGCGAUCACUAUGCUCUUCAUUUUGCCUUCACAGUAUAGAGAAACCAAAACAUUUGCUUUUCAUCACCAAAGAGCUCCACCCACGCACUUCCUUUUAUGGCCACACAAAUGGCUGCCAGUCUUGGGCCAAUCAGAACCUGAGUUCUCAUUGAAGGAGAUGGAUAUCAGCGAUUAAAAUGAUCAAGCCACAAGAGUGUUAAAGAAACACUCAACUUUUCUUUUCUUUUUUUUUUUGGAAAUAUGCUAAUUUUACAGCUCCCCUCGAGUUUUACCAUUUUUAAAUCCAAUCCAUUUUAGCUUAGCUUAGCAUAAAUCAUUGAAUCAGAUUAGACCAUUGGCAUAUCGCUCAAAAAUUAUAUAAAAUCUUAAAUGGAAAACUUCGUUAGAGUUAAACAGUUGAGCUUUACCUUUUUUGAAGCCGAUCUCCGGGUCUGGUGGGAUCACUUUUAGCGUAGCUUAGCAUAAAUCAUUUAAUCGGAUUAGACCAUUAGCAUCUCAGUCAAUAAUUAUAUAAAUUCAUAAAUGGAAAACUUCGUUAGAGUUAAACAGUUGAGUUUUACCAUUUUUUUAUCCAUUCAGCCAAUCUCUGGGUCUGGCUGGAGCACUUUUAGCUUAGCUUAGCAUAAAUCAUUGAAUCGGAUUAGACCAUUAGCAUCUCAGUCAAAAAUUAUAUAAAUUCAUGAAUGGAAAACUUUGUUAGAGGUAAAUAGUUGAGCUUUACCAUUUCUGAAUCCAUUCAGCCGAUCUCUGGGCCUGGUGGGGGUACGUUUAGCUAACAUAAAUCAUUGAAUUGGAUUAGACCAUUAGCAUCUCGCUCAAAAAUUAUACAUAUUCAUAAAUGGUAAACUCCCCUAGAGUUUAACAGUUGAGUUUUACCAUUUUUUAUUCUAUUCAGCCAAUCUCCGGGUCUGGUGGGAGCACUUUUAGCUUAACUUAGCAUAAAUCAUUGAAUUGGAUUAGACCAUUAGCAUCUCGCUCAAAAAUUUACAUAUAUUCAUAAAUGGUAAACCUCAACAGUAAACCAAGCAUAUUUCCCCAAAAAUAAAAUAAGUGGAGUGAUCCUUUAAAUGCAUUUUUUGCUUUUCGGGUCAUGCUGAAUUCUGACAAUUUUAUUUGCGACUGUUAGAUGCUGAAAAAUACUUUGCUGGAAACGUUAUACAUCAUCCGAGCUUCCUGUGGUGAGAGCCGUGAUCAACUUCACUCGUUUAGCUGGUAGAAACGUGUCUACGUAGGUUAUAUUGGGUGAUUUUUGAGGUGCUUUUAAUGGAUUCUGGGGAUUUGUCGUCAUGUGGCUGGUUUGUUUUUGUUUUUGAAUGUAUUUAUGUGGACGCGACAGGCAAGUGUUUUUGCAGGGAUGGCGCAUUUAUAUGCAGUUGCCAUUUUUGGGCCUCUGAAACGGUUGCACUGCAUUGUGGGAUUUGUAUGCACAGAAAGUAAAGAAUGUUUUAAGGUGUUUAAAGGUCAAGCUUUCUAGAUGGCCCCUUCUAAACACCUGACGGGAUUGAUUUGCUGUCAGCUAUAAUUUCCAGUCGAUGACAGUGAGGCGGCAGCUUUUGUGCCCUGAUGCUGAUUCAUCUAGUCUACGAAAGCAAGUAUGAAGCGUAAAAGGAAGGAUUUCGAUGAGAAAUAGUCAGUCUUUGGCCGUUGUGUAUUUUCUUAGACUUGCUGCAUUUCAACAGAAGUUGCUUUGCGACGAUUUAACGCUGUGAGGAAAUCAGGCAGGUUAUUUCUGUAGAAAUAAAAACCCGUAAAUGAUUUCUAGAAUAAUGCAAUAUAUUUUUGGUGUAAUAUGAAAUAGGAAUGUGAUGUUUCAUUGACGCAUCAUCUUUAAUGCACCUUUAGACACGUGUGUGUGUGUGUAUGUGUGUGCGUGCGUAAAAGGGACAAAGUCAGGUUUAUUUUUGCAUGCUUUUUACAUUUUUGAAGGGAAAUCAGUCUUACUGUAUCUGCUAAUAUCAUUUUAUUAUUAUUAUCACAUAUUAUUUUCAUCCUCGGUGGAACUUUAUGGUACAUAUAUGUUUAUCACAUGAUUUAACAAACUAAUAUUUAGUUCUAUUUUAUCUGUAAUUGUUUUGUUUUCUGUAUGGGAGAGAAGUGAUGAGGUAGAUUUCAGGGUUGUUGUUGAUGUAUGAAACGGUACAAGUUUUGCAGUCUUCCCUAUGAAGAUUGUCCAGAGAUUACCAGUAAAUCUACAUGCAUCAUGCUAGAUUUCAAUGUGUAAGGGUUUGAACCACUGCAGUGUUUCUCGUGAAAUCUCUUAGCCAUAUCCAGGUUCACCGUCUGACAGUGUCGCCACAUUAAUGUGCAAUGAGAUUUUAUGUAUGAGAUCUUAAUAAAGUCUUAAUAAAGAUUUUGUAUUUAAAUG
Messenger RNA from Danio aesculapii, 6167 nucleotides. It is a transcript of the gene efr3a, whose product is annotated as EFR3 homolog A (S. cerevisiae). Bases 183 to 2609 code for a protein of 808 amino acids. NCBI's taxonomy places the organism in Eukaryota, Metazoa, Chordata, Actinopteri, Cypriniformes, Danionidae. The record is from RefSeq and is a predicted model, not a curated record. Gene Ontology annotation, cellular component: plasma membrane. The transcript is spliced from 24 exons. Gene Ontology annotation, biological process: protein localization to plasma membrane.